AAAAAAUGCCUGGAAGAUUUCUGUCCCUCCUCUUCCUGCCCAUUUGCAUCUCUGCCUGAUCCGGAUGAUGUGAUAUUCGGGGAGACAGCUUCAUCGAAGUCGUCCUUCAAGGAGACCCGUCUGGCCCAAGCCUGGAUGUACAGAAUUCAGGAUGGCCAGUCAGCCGCCAGAGGAUGCGGCUGAGUCUCCGGUCUCGGACGAGCUGGAGUGUAAGAUCUGCUACAGCCGGUACAACCUGAGACAGAGGAAACCCAAAGUGCUGGAGUGCUGUCACAGGGUGUGUGCCAAAUGCCUCUGCAAGAUCAUAGACUUCGGGGACUCCCCGCGCGGCGUCAUCGUCUGCCCCUUCUGCAGGUUCGAGACAUGCCUGCCGGAUGAUGAAGUCAGCAGCCUGCCCGAUGACAACAACAUCCUCGUGAACUUGACGUGCGGCGGCGGCGGCAAAGGCAAGAAGUGCCUGCCCGAGAACCCCACGGAGCUGCUGCUGACCCCCAAGCGGCUGGCCUCGCUGGUCAGCCCUUCCCACGCGUCCUCCAGCUGCCUGGUCAUCACGAUCAUGGAGGUGCAGAGGGAGAGCUCAGCGUCGCUCAGCUCCGCGCCCGUGGUCGAGUUCUACAGGCCCUCCAGCUUCGACUCCGCGACCACCGUGUCGCACAGCGGGACCGUGUGGAACUGCACGUCCCUGCUCUUUCAGACGUCCAUCCGGGUGUUGGUAUGGUUGCUAGGCUUGCUGUACUUCAGCUCCUUGCCCUUGGGCAUCUACUUACUGGUGUCCAAGAAGGUCACCCUCGGGGUGGUCUUCGUCAGCCUUGUCCCUUCCAGCCUCGUCAUCCUGAUGGUAUACGGCUUCUGCCAGUGCGUCUGUCACGAGUUCCUAGACUGUUUGGCACCGUCCUCUUAGCCGAGACGCACGCUCAGAAUUUGACACACGUGGCCAUGUUUCAAGUUCGGUCAUUUAGCCCAUCUUUUCUCGCGUAUUCUCUGUGAUCGGUGCCCUUGGCGUGAACAAAGCCACUGGGCAUAUAUUCCGUGGUCCGUUUUCCAUCCAAAUGUUGACUCAGUUGGUUCCCCUGUA
Molecule: messenger RNA, 1075 nt
Organism: Kogia breviceps (pygmy sperm whale)
Lineage: Eukaryota; Metazoa; Chordata; Mammalia; Artiodactyla; Physeteridae
Source: RefSeq, a predicted model, not a curated record